AAAUGUACGAAAAUCGCCUAAAAUGAAAACCCAUAGCCUACGAUAUCGCUAGCAUGGGUUUGACACAGCCUUCAUAGGAAGAGCUUCGAUAGAUUACGUCAGUUUUUCUACAACACCAACAUCUAAGUUCUUAUAUAACCCCUCUAUAUUGGAGUCAGGCCUCUUUCUAUUAUUUCGUCGUUCUAAUCAACUUUGAGGUCUGAAGCCAUUGGUUUCCAAGGUUCCUUCCAGCUAAAAGCAAUGUUCCUCUCCGUUCCAUUUAUCCCUCCACAAUAUGUGGACAAGCUCGUGAUAUCAUCUGAAUUGAACGGUCUCACGCCAACUCCGACCGCUGCCGGUCUCGUUACUGCUCUCUUCGGUAUCUUCUUUCUCGUCAAUUGGCCACCGUCGCCAUUUGAACGUGUAGGAAAGAUAUGGCUACUUUCAUUCCUCUCCGGCUGGAACGCCAUGACAUUUACAAUGGAGAAACACAUUGCGGAAGGGUACACGAAGGUCAUAAAGAGGUCUGGCAAGCCGUUUGUGAUGAAAUGGUGGGCAAUGGAUUACGUUUUCCUACCACCGAAAUACCUUCAUGACUUGAAAAGAGCGGAUACGCACGAACUAAGCUUUUUCGAAAACAUUAGUAAGGCUUUUAGUUUGUAUGCAUCUGUUGAUGACCUCUACUCAUCCGAACUGAUGAUCGAUAUCGUGAAAAGGGGUAUCAACACAAACCUUCGCCAAAUUAUACCUCUUUUGGAUGAAGAAAGCAAUCAUGCAUUUUCCAUGGAAGUCGGUACCGCAACAGACUGGAAACCCUUCAUAGCGGCCGACCUCUCCGGCAGGAUCAUGCAUCGCAGUACAAGUAGGAUACUCAUUGGAACGGAACUUUGCCGUAACGAGUCUUACCUGAAGACUUCGCAGAAACUUGCGGAUUCAAUCUUUAUCCACGGCCUCGUUAUGUCCAUGCUACCAUUUAGGUCUAUUUUCCGCAGCUCAUACGACUUCCUCUUCACUCGCUUCCACCUCAGAAACCUUCGGAAAGCGAUGGAAGUCAUACUCCCCGUAGUGCAAGCACGCUUUGACGAAUUCCAGGCACGGGAAUCAUCGAGCGAAAAAGACCACACUAAGCCUCUGGACGCCAUAGAAUGGAGUCUCGAGUUCUCAAAGGGGAACGCAAGAGAGCACAACCCGCGCUGGAUCGCGCUUUCACUCCUCCACAACAUCUGGGCCGGCAGCUCAGCGCCCGGAGGACUCGUAACACAAAUGGUCUUCCAAGUCCUGACGGAGCCACAAUAUCUCGAGCCCCUGCGCGCAGAGGCAGAGGCAGCUCUCAGGCCUCACGGCUACACCGACAAGGCUUUGGAUAACAUGCCGUUAAUGGACUCGUUCAUACGGGAACUCAACAGGGUCUAUCCUACGGGAGCGGUUACAUGUGCACGUACCGUCAUGAAUCCCGGUGGUUUCCGGUUCCAUGACGGACUCCAUCUGCGACAAGGCACUAAGAUCGCGGUGCCGGCGCUUGCUAUUCAGACGGAUCCAGAAAACUUCGAUGAUCCACUUACUGUCGAUGCGUUCCGGUUUGCGCGUCUCCGCGAGGCCGCUAGUGAUAAUGUCGGAGACGAGGGUGAACAUAAUUGGGGCGCGGCGACGGCCUCGGAGACGAAUCUAGCUUUCGGAUACGGCAAACACGCGUGUCCGGGUCGUUUUUACGCCGUGCGGAAAGCGAAGCUUAUUUUCAGCAAGCUCAUUUUGGAGUACGAUUUGAAAUGGGAGGGUGUGAAGACGAGGCCGCCGAGUUUGUCGGUGAAUGGGCAGUUCGCGCCGAAUCAGUCGCAGAAGAUAUUCCUGAGGAAGAGGACUACUACCUAGUAUAGAACGAUAACCUAGGUGGGUGGCGUAAAUGCGAGCGGCUUACAUGGUAGUUUAUUUUGGAAUUCCCCUACCUCUGACUGGACUAUGAGAUUCUUCCCUGCGUGGUCAGGGAAAUGAAGCUUCUGCACGACUUGCAUGAUAUCUAUCUAUGGGGAACGUAUGGACGUCGGUCUAGAAUAGAUUGAUGAUUCGAUGAGUAUAGGUACCUAGUAGAUGCUUCUUUCUAGGUAUCUGCGUAUCCCUUAAUUUCAGUAGGUAGGUGGGUAAUCACGUUGGAGCAAGGAGCUGGAAGGAGGAUUCCCUUACUUGUUCUGGAGCAAAUCUCAUGAUAACCUGUUGGUCGGUAACACAGAAGGGAUUUUUGGGAGGUAUCUGCUUCCACACCGUUUUUGCUGCCACACUGCUGGAUAGGGCUAAUAACCCGCAUGAUUACAGCCAAUAGACGCGGGUAUCACUUCGGCCUCCGGGGUGGCUGGUCGGCAACCGAGUACUUCUAGAC
This is a messenger RNA of Annulohypoxylon maeteangense, 2350 nucleotides long. Its product is annotated as putative cytochrome P450. NCBI's taxonomy places the organism in Eukaryota, Fungi, Ascomycota, Sordariomycetes, Xylariales, Hypoxylaceae. The transcript is spliced from 5 exons. The record is from RefSeq and is a predicted model, not a curated record. The coding region runs from base 241 to 1848 and encodes 535 amino acids. Gene Ontology annotation, molecular function: iron ion binding; monooxygenase activity; heme binding.